Camarhynchus parvulus is the source of this 5629-nucleotide messenger RNA. RefSeq names its product ArfGAP with RhoGAP domain, ankyrin repeat and PH domain 1 (gene ARAP1). The record is from RefSeq and is a predicted model, not a curated record. Lineage: Eukaryota; Metazoa; Chordata; Aves; Passeriformes; Thraupidae. Gene Ontology annotation, biological process: signal transduction; positive regulation of GTPase activity. Gene Ontology annotation, molecular function: phosphatidylinositol-3,4,5-trisphosphate binding; protein binding; GTPase activator activity. Gene Ontology annotation, cellular component: plasma membrane; trans-Golgi network; cytoplasmic vesicle.
CGCGUAGGCGAGGGGCCGAGCAGGGGGGGCUUCCACCCCCGGAGCAGGCAGCCAGCGUGUCCCGGUCCCUGAGCGCCGGAUGAAAGGACCAUUGUCCCAGGCUGGGCAGCCGUGAGGGCUGGCCAUGGACACCCCAUAUCCCCUCUGUGUCCCCCAGCCCUCCCACUCUCCUUCUCACCCCCCACUAAGACCUUGGGAAUUGUGCGGGGAGGCAAGAACCCCACGCGCAACCCGUUUAUUAUUUUAUUGGGGAAAGUCCUGGCAGCUUUCCCCUUGAAUCCUGUUUCCAUGAAGCAGCCAAAGCUCGGUGCGGGAACAAGCCCGGGCCUGGCAAGGGGGGCCCGGAGUGCCCCCGCCCCGGGAAGCGCCCCGGCAUCCUCUGGGAGCCGCCGCUGCCACCGGACAGAGGUCCUGAUGUCAUCCUGAGCCUUGCUGGCAACACAAGAUGCACUGAGUGGUGCAGGUUUCUGUGGCCAGCCCCCUGCCAUGGAGGAGGAGGGAUCUCUGCCGGUGGCCGCCUGGCUGUCUGCCGUCCACCUCGACCAGUAUGUGGAGAGCUUCCAGCAAAGCGGGCUGUGGUCCGUGUGGGACUGCCGGGCUCUGACGGACGAGGGGCUCAUCCGCCUUGGGGUGCUGCUGCCCGGCCACCGCCGCCGCAUCCUCCUGGGCUUGCAGAAAGCCUUAGCCGAGGCGCAACCAGCCGGGACUCAGCAGCCCCCUGGCAGCAAACCUGUCCCCAUGAAGCGCCACAUCUUCCGCCCGAGCGCUGCAGCAGCGCCGGAGCAGCCGGAGCCCCGGUGCCCGCCGGUGCCUGCUGGGACCCCCCUGCUGGAGCCAGAGAGGGGGGCAAGCUUCACCCAGCUGCCCCCACCCAUCCCACCGAGGGUGGGCUGCCGCCCUCUCAAAUUCUCGGCAUCACUAUCGGGGGACAGCCCCGAGCCCCACCCUGCGUCCUGCAGCCAUCUCCCGGCCCUGGAGGAUCCCUCUCCAGCAGCCCUUGGGGAGAAGCCCCCCACCGACAGCAGGGCCAGACCCCCCUUGCCGCCACUGCCGGCCAAGCGACACCAAGUGGAAACCAAGUGCCAGAGCCUGAAGGGCCCCCCAGUGCCUGACCGCCCCCCCGUGCUGCCCCCCAGGGCUGUGUCCCACAGGAGCAUCCCUGUGAAGGAGGAGGUGCCCAUCACUGAGAGAGCAGCCAGCGUCACCCUGUCCUCCCCGCUGCCCCCGCCCCGCUCCAAGGCGCCAGCACCGACGCCACCCGCGCUGCCCUCCAAGGCCAGCCUUCCCUUCGUGCCAGAGUUUGAUGACUCAGACUACGAGGACUCGGCGUGGGAGGAGGAAUUAGCCAGACCGACGGGGGAGAUGGCCAAGGAGGAUGCUGAGCCUAGGAUGGGGCGACCACGCUCUGUGCGUUUCAACAGCCUCUUCAGUGAAGAUGAGUUUGGUGAGGACCAGCCCAGUGCAUCCCCUGCCAGUGGUGGCAGCAGCUGGAGUGACAGGGAGCCCAGCCUGCCCCUGCCCGCACCCAACGCCUUCCCUGGCAGCAGCCCCGGCACACUCAGGGACAGCAUGGAGGGCACCAGUGCCACCAGCCUGCUGUCACCCACCAUCAGAGAAGGGUGGCUGGACAAGAACCCGCCACAGGGGUCCUACAUCUACCAGAGGCGCUGGGUGAAGCUUGACACUGACUACCUCCGCUAUUUUGACAGUGAAAAGGAUACCUACUCCAAGCGGCUCAUCCCCGUCUCCUCCAUCUCCCGCGUCUCCAGUGUUGGGGACCAGAAAUUUGAGGUUGUCACCAACAACCGCAACUUUGUGUUCCGGGCUGAGAAUGAUGCAGACCGCAACGAGUGGAUACGGACCCUGCAGCAGAUUGCAGAGGAGCGGAAGAGCAAAGUUGCAGUGAGGACAUCGAUGUCCUUAGCCACUGACAGUGCCACUGAGCUAGCUGAUAAGAGUGGCUUCCUGGAGCUGCGGGGCUUUAAGCACAAGCUCUUUGUGGUGGUGGCUGGGGACAAAGUGUUCCUUUACAAGAAUGCAGAGGACUAUCGGCUGGGGAUUGGCAUCACCUACAUUGAGAUGAAUGUGGGGAACGUCAAGGAGGUGGAUCGCCGGGGCUUUGACCUCACCACACCAUACAGGAUCUUCAGCUUCUCUGCUGACUCGGAGCAGGAGAAGGAGGAGUGGGUGGAGGCCAUGCAGCAGUCCAUCACUGAGGCACUCUCCAACUCGGAGGUGGCCGAGAGGAUCUGGGCGGUGGAGUCCAACCGUUUCUGUGCCGACUGCGGCUCCCCCAAACCCGACUGGGCCUCCAUCAACCUCUGUGUUGUCAUCUGCAAGAGAUGUGCAGGGGAACACCGGGGAUUGGGCCCUGGCAUCACCAAAGUCCGGAGCUUGAAGAUGGAUAGGAGGGUGUGGACUGAGGAGCUGAUCGAGCUCUUCCAGCGGUUUGGCAACAUAAUGGCCAACCAGUUUUGGGCUGCAAAUGUGCCUCCCAGUGAGGCCAUCAGCCCCACCAGCGGCAGCCAGGAGAGGAGGCGCUUCCUUAUCGCCAAAUACCGGGAGGGCAAGUACCGUCACUACCACCCACUCUUCGGCAACCAGGAGGAGCUCGACAGGGCUCUGUGUGCGGCCGUCACCACCAGUGACCUGGCAGAGACGCAGGCUCUGCUCUUCUGUGGGGCAUCGGUGACCUGUGACACCGGGGACCCCCAGUGCCCAACGCCCCUGGCCCUGGCUGAGAGGAGCGGGCAGCGGCUGCAGAUGGAGUUCCUGCUGCACAACAAAACCUCAGAGCCGCCGCGCCUGGAGAUGGUGUGCAGUGAGGAGAAGCCCUACUCUGUACCCCUGCCCUCCAUCACCCACAAUGGCUUCCUCUACAAGACCCCCUCCAUGGUCAAGCCCAUCAGUGAGCGCAAGGGCCCAGAAGAGUUCAGCAGGCGGUGGUGCACGCUGCAGGAUGGCAUGCUCAGCUACUAUGAGAACGACCGUAACACUGUACCCAAUGGCGAGAUCAGGGUGGAGGAGAUUGUCUGCCUGGUGAACAACCCACUCCAUGCCCAUGGGAUCGAGAGCACGUUUGAGGUGUACACGGAGGCAGAUCGACUCUACCUCUUUGGGCUGGAGAGCCCUGCCUCUGCUCGAGAGUGGCUCAAGUCUAUUGCCAAGUCCUUUGUCCACCCCUGUGCCGAGGAGCUGCUAGCACUAGACUUUGAGCGGCUUGGCCGUCUGCAUUACAAAGGGGGUCUCACCCUGGAGCGUGCCCAGGAGGGCUGGUUUGCCCUGGUUGGCUCCACUCUCCAUGUCUGCUCAGAGGAUGGCCGUCGGCAGGAGCCUCUCCAGCUGCGCAAGCUGCAGGAGCUCUCCAUCCAGGGGGACCACGAGGUUCUGGUGUUGGUGGAGAGGCGGAGGACGCUGUACAUCCAAGGGGAGCGGAAGCUAGAUUUCCUGGGCUGGGUCCAUGCCAUCCAGAAGGCUGCGAGCAGCUCGGGAGACACCUUGUCGGAGCAGCAGCUGACGGAGUCGGACGUCCCACUGCUGGUGGACCGCUGCAUCGACUACAUCACUCAGUGCGGGCUGACAUCUGAGGGAAUCUACCGCAAGAGCGGACAGAACUCCAAGACCACCAGCCUGCUAGAAGUGCUGCAGCGGGAUGCACGCUGUGUCCGCCUGAAAGAGGGCGAGCACCAUGUGGAUGAUGUUGCCAACACCCUCAAACGCUUCUUCCGUGACCUUGGGGAUGGGCUCUUCACUCGGCGGUGGGCCCCAAACUGGCUGUGGGCAACAGCGCUGGAGGAUGAGGGGGCAAAGGUUGGCGAGUACCGGCAGCUCUUGGCUGCCCUCCCUCCGGUGAACCGGGCCACUCUGAAGGCGCUCAUCAAUCACCUCUUCCGGGUCCAGUGCUUCUCUGGGGAGAACCAGAUGAACACACACAACCUGGCCAUUGUCUUUGGGCCCACACUCUUCCAGACGGACGGGAAGGACUACAAGGCAGGACGUGUGGUGGAGGACCUCAUCAGUCACUACGUGGAGAUCUUUAACGUCAAUGACCAAGAGAUGAAGAAGCAGCAGGAUGAAAUCACAGCCAUCAUGAAGAUGCGGGAGGCAUCGUCCAGCGGAACACAGCAAGCUGGGGACUUCAUCUGUACUGUCUACCUGGAGGAGAAGAAGACAGAGACAGAGCAGCAUGUCAAGAUCCCAGCCACAAUGACGGCUGAGGAGCUCACCUUUGAGAUCCUGGACCGGCGGAAAAUUGUCAUGAAGGAGAAGGACUACUGGAGCUGCUUUGAAGUGAAUGAGAGGGAAGAGGCAGAGCGGCCCUUGCAUUACUCGGAGAAAGUUCUGCCCAUCCUGCACUGCCUGGGCACAGAGAGUUACCUGGUGGUGAAGAAGCAGAUGUCCAUGGAGCACAUGCUCAUCUACCUUGCCAGCAGAGUGGGUGACUGCAAGCAUGGCAUGAUGAAAUUCCGGGAGGAGAGGAACCUGCUGGGGCUUGGGCUGAGCACUGGCUUCCAUGAUCGCUACUUCAUCCUCAACCGCUCCUGGCUGCGCCUCUACAAAGAAGUGCGGAGCCUGAGGCAGCGGAGCCCCCCCUUGGAGAGCAGUCACAAGCCAGAGAAGGAGUGGCCUGUCCGAAACCUGAAGGUCUACCUGGGCGUUAAAAAGAAGCUCCGACCCCCGACGUGCUGGGGUUUUACAGUAUUCUACGAAAACGAGAAGCAUGAGAAGCAGCAAUGGUACCUGUGCUGUGACACCCAGGCCGACCUGCGGGAGUGGUUUGCCACCUUCCUUCAGGUGCAGAACGGGGGUGCCCUGUGGCCCUCGGAGCGUCCCAGGGCGCGGUGGUUGCGGCCGCAGCAGGAUGCCAGGUUGGGUAACAUCUCCCUCAUCCCGCUGCGGGGCAAUGAGAGCGAGAUGAGGAACAGUGUGGCUGCUUUUGCUACUGACCCUCUAACUCUUCUGCGGAACGUCUGAGCUGGAAAACUGACAUGCCAGUUCAUCUCCAAGUGGGGCCACCCUCGAGGUCUCGUGCCAGCCCCAUACUCGGGCACCUGCCAGGGUCCUGUUGCCUCCAGAGCCUCCACUGGGCCUUCUCACCUUCCACUGUGGGGACCACAGGCAGCCAGGAGGGCAGAUGGCAGCGAGGCCACCCCCUACCCCAGCAGAGCUGGGCUUGGGAGACAUUGCCAGACAGCCCACAGGAUGUCAGCCCUGACUCUGUGCCCCAGCUGCCUUUGGCCACCGCUUCUUUUCCCAGCUCCGGGAGGAGAAGCAGAGCCUGGCUGGGAGCUGCAGUCGAGGGCAUUUAUGUUUCGUCUUCCAUCCCCUAUUUUUAAGUCUUUCUCCUCUGAAAUGAUAAGGCUGGUGGGAGCUGCCCUUCCUGUGGGAUGCUGCACUGGCCCUUCUCAUGGGAUGCAUGCCUGGCCCCAGGCACUGCCAUCAUCCUACUCCCAUCACUCCUGGGGAAGGGUCCCCUCUGUGCUGGGUAGGGCAGGAUGACAAGAGCCUCAGUAUUCACCCAACACUGGGAAGGGGUGCCCCUGGGCUCUGUCCUCUAUCCAUCACGAUGGAGAUGGCAGGAGCAGCCCCUGCGUCCCACUGCCACCUCUUGACAAUAUUAAAGGUCUUA